AUGAGCCUACAGAUGACACUGGAUCGGUUCCGCUUCCACAAGAAGGGCAAACCGGGCCAAGACCAGGGAGAGGGUUCGGACAGCCGGCCAUGCACUCCUGAAAACUUGAUAGACGUGGAUUGUAUCCCAGAGACCCCUCAGUCCCAGCAGCCCAGUCCAGCCAGCCCUGUUUUCAUUGCAGCCAAGAAGAAGCCAAGGAACCAUGCAGCUGUUGUGGUUUCUGAUGAUGAGUCCAGUGACAAUGAUGCUGCUGAUGAAGAUGAUGAGGAAGAUAAGACAACACUGCCAGUUGCAGGGCGACCUUCCAGCUCAACUUCAGGAUACUGCUCCAAUGGUGAGGGUGGGGCUGUUGCCAGGGAAACAGAGGACAAAGUCUCACACCUGCAGGAAAUCUUCCCUGAACAGUCUAGGGAGGAACUGUUGGAGGUCAUCCUGGAUACAUCAUGUCUGGAGUCUGCAGUGGCUGCUGCAUUCAAACUCUCCUACAAGAAGGAAAAGACAACCAAGAAGCAGUGUACCCCCCUCAAAAAAACAGAAGGAAACACUGAGGGAAGUAGGAAGAAAGCCAGUGUCUCUGCCAAACUCAGGAAGUUCAGAUUUGACGUACCAGUAGAUUUGACAGAAGAGGGUGCAAGUAGCAGCUCUCAGGGACUAUCUGACUCAACUCCAAUGAAGGAAGAAAAGUGUGAUAGUCCUGGCACCCCAAUUAAACAUGGAUCAAAGCUACGGAAGUUGCGUGUGGCUGUCUUUGACGAAAGCGACGAGGAAGGAGAUAAGAAGACAGACGGGGAUUCAGAACCCUCCAAUCAUAAACUUAAGUCAUCAACACUGACCAGGCCGAGUAGCCCAAACUCUGUUUUGCGCUGUAUACGUAUUGAAGACAGGAAUGAGAAAGACAGCCCUAGGGAGACACAGGACUCGGAUGUGACAGAGAUUGACAGCCAGGCCAGGGAGAUGCUGGUGGGAGAGUUACAGGAGUUCUUCCCAGAUAUGCCUAAGGAGGACAUUGUUGCAGCUCUGGAAGCAGAGAACUGGGACCAGGAGGCAGCAGCCAGCAGUUUGUCGUAUAGGAUGGAAAAAGACCAAGAAGUUAAUGAACGCCCAAGUAGAAGAAAACAGAAACUGAACCCAAGAAAGGAGCCUCCUGCAGAAACAGUAGCAGGGACUAGUAAACAAAAGAAGAAGCCAAAGCCAAGCACGAAGAAGCCUAAGUAUGCAGAUUCUGAUGAUGAUGAUGAUGGUGAUGCUUAUGGUUCAGAUGAUGACUUAGAUGACAGUUUUGGGGAGGAUGAUGAAGAUGCAGAGGACAUGCCUUCAGAGAAACAGGUGGCGCUGCUGUCCCUGUUCAGCGAGUCUACGCUGGAGGAGCUGAUGACCGUUCCUGGCUGCUCCAAGAAGAAAGCUGAGGUCAUCAUGGCUGCUCGGCCUUUCAAGAACUGGAAAAACAUUGUUGAUAAGUUCAGUACGACUGCAGGGUUGAGCUUGACCAUCCUGUGGAGCGGUCAGGUGCUGCUGAAGGAGAGACAGGUUAUCAAACGACUCAUGGACCAGUGUCACAAGAUCUCCAAGGCCCACCAGCGGAUUGUGACGUCCCAGAUGGGGCGGAGCCUGGAGCAUGAGGAUGACGAGGGGGACAUCCAGCUAACGGAACAGCCAGGGAACGUGAACCAAUCAAUGCAGCUGAAGCCGUACCAGCUGGUGGGGCUGAACUGGCUGGCUCUUCUCCACUCCCAGGGAACCAACGGGAUUCUGGCUGAUGAAAUGGGUCUUGGUAAGACUGCCCAGGCCAUCUCCUUCCUCGCGUACCUGCUAGAGCAGGGUGACGACGGACCCCAUCUCAUCAUUGUGCCAUCCUCCACACUAGACAACUGGGUACGGGAACUGGCACAAUGGUGCCCUGAUCUCAAGGUGCUGAUUUACUACGGUAGCCAGAUGGACAGACAGGCCAUGAGAGAUGACAUCCUGGAGGGAGUGGAGGACUUCCAUGUUCUCGUCACAACGUACCAGUGCUGUGUCGGCUCGGCCACUGACAGAACCUUGUUCAAUAAGAAAGUGGCCUUUCACUACGCCAUCCUGGACGAGGGACACAUGCUGAAGAACAUGCAGACUCAACGCUACCAACAACUCCUCAGGAUUAGGAGUGAGAGAAGACUGCUGUUGACAGGAACUCCCAUCCAGAACAACCUGCUGGAGUUGAUGUCACUCCUGAACUUCAUCAUGCCUGACAUGUUCAGCGCACGGACCACAGAGCUCCGAAGGAUGUUUGCUUCAGUCUCGAAAGGGAAAUCAGAGAGUAAGUUCCAGAGGGAGAGAAUCGAGCACGCGAAGCGUAUCAUGCAGCCGUUCGUCCUGCGGAGGUUGAAGCGAGACGUGCUGACUCAGCUGCCCAAGAAACACGAGCAAGUGGAGCACUGCCCCAUGACGGACAAACAAGUGGAACUGUACGCUGAUCUUAAGGCAAAGUUGUCUCGAUCCUUGAAGACAGAGGAUGGGUCGUCGACCUUCAGUGGUGCCAUGAUGCAGCUGAGGAAGAUGGCCAAUCAUCCCCUCCUCCACAGAACAUACUACACACUGGACACACUCAGGGACAUGUCUAAACUCAUGCUCAAGGAGCCGACUCACCAUGAUGCUAAUGCUGACCUGAUAUUUGAAGACAUGGAAGUCAUGUCAGACUUUGAGUUAAACAACCUGUGCAAGAUGUAUGCGAGUCUGAAUGAGUACACCCUGCCACCUGACCUGCUGCUGGACUCAGGAAAGUUCCGCUUGCUGGACCGGCUGCUGCCCGAGAUGGCGGAGCGUGGUGACCGCGUGCUGCUGUUCAGCCAGCUGACCAUGAUGCUGGACAUCGUGGAGCCGUACCUGAAGCGGCGCAAGUACAAAUAUGUACGGCUGGAUGGACAGACGCCAGUCACUGAAAGUUAA
This is a messenger RNA of Branchiostoma floridae (Florida lancelet), 2922 nucleotides long. Its product is annotated as SWI/SNF-related matrix-associated actin-dependent regulator of chromatin subfamily A containing DEAD/H box 1-like. The coding region runs from base 1 to 2922 and encodes 973 amino acids. Gene Ontology annotation, molecular function: ubiquitin binding; DNA binding; chromatin binding. The record is from RefSeq and is a predicted model, not a curated record. Gene Ontology annotation, cellular component: nucleus. The transcript is spliced from 21 exons. NCBI's taxonomy places the organism in Eukaryota, Metazoa, Chordata, Leptocardii, Amphioxiformes, Branchiostomatidae.